AUGAGAAUCAUUAAAUAUUUACUGACAGAAACAACUUAUUUUCAAGAUCAUAUACAGGCGUAUUGGAUGAAAGGUGGCUGCAUCGAAUUAAUCAAAUUACUACCAAAAAAAGUAAUAACAAAUAAUUAUUACUUUUUAUUACAAUACCAUUAUACUUCAAUCCUUGAAUGGGCUACAUCAUUUAUAAACGAUAUUGAUCUAAUUAAAAUUAAUGCAGCAAACAAUAACAUUUCUUAUCUUUUGGAUGAACGAACAGAAAUAGAUGAUAUUGAUUCUCUUGGUGAUGAUGAAAAGUUGUUUGUUCACCAUUGCGUGGAAACUUUGUUAAUUAAGCUAUAUUCGACAUCAGAUUUACAAAAAAUUGGAAAAUUCAUAAAAACAGCUGCUAAAUAUGAUGUUGGAUUAUUUUUAGAAGAAUGCUUAAAAUAUCAGGAUAUGAUCAUUCAAGAAAAUAUUCAAGAAAAUUAUGAGGAAAUAAAUAAUAUUUUGGUCGAAAGUCUCAAAAUUACUAUAGACAGAAAGAAUAAAUAUUGCUUUGAUAUUCUCAUUAAAAACAAUAUAGAUCAAUUUUACAAAGAUAAUCAAAAAGAAACACUUUAUGAUCUUGCAUAUCAAAAUAUAUUUUAUACUGCAUUUGACACCUUAGUUUCCAGAAAUCUUCCAACACAUUUCCAUCCAGAAAAAUAUUCAAAUAUGAAUUCUUUUUUCAAAAAAGUUCUAAUCAAAAAUCACUAUCCUGUCGAGAAGAUAAUCGAUUAUUAUGAUGAAUACGAUUAUUAUGAUGAAUACGAUUUUUAUGAUUAUGAAUAUCAAAAUCAAGAUGAAGAUGAAGAUCAAUGA
Messenger RNA from Trichomonas vaginalis G3, 840 nucleotides. RefSeq lists its product as uncharacterized. NCBI's taxonomy places the organism in Eukaryota, Parabasalia, Trichomonadida, Trichomonadidae. The record is from RefSeq and is a predicted model, not a curated record. Bases 1 to 840 code for a protein of 279 amino acids. The transcript has a single exon.